GACAGAAAAAAAUAUGUAAAAAUGGAUAUUUGGAAAUGUGUGGUUUGAGGAACUAUCUAGGAAUACUACAUAGGACGUAUUUUGGAGCUAUGAAGUUCAAAGAACGACUUAUUUUCGUAACUUGUUUAAUUCUUAUAAUUCUACCGUUUCUAUGGCUCCACAUCGCCGAGUACCAAGAACGCCAACUGGAGGAAUCUGAACGGACUAUUAGAUUACUAAAAGUAGAAGACAAAUACGAUUUUAAUUCAAUGGAACAUGGUCAUAGUCUUUCAAAAGACUCAAAUGUUUUAAAAACUCAAAMUAAGGAUAAUAAAGUAGGGGAAAAUAUUCAAAAUGGUCAAAAAUCAAAUGUGGAUACAGGCGAUYUGAAGUCAAAAAACAAAAGAUCAACCGAYGAAAAAAGAAAGCCAAAAGAUGAAGACGAAGACGAUGAAAUUGAAGCAGACGAYGCAUGGCUUGCAUGGAAAGAGAUGGUUAAUUUUCGUACUCUUACRCCUUCRACAUCGGAAGGAGUUAACACAAUUUUGGAUGCCUUAACAUUUAAGCCUGUCGUCGCGGCUGGGAUUGGGUACAAAGGAACUCAGCUAAAAGCUACACUAUUACUCGAGGGAAAGCAAAAAGUUGUAUUUAAACCGAUGAGGUAUCCAAGGGACUUUAUAAUAGAAGGAAAACCUUAUGAUGGCUAUGAUAGACACAAUGGUGAAAUAGCAGCGUUCCAUUUAGAUAGGAUAUUGGGGUUUAACAGAGCUCCUCCAGUAGCCGGAAGAAAAAUAAACUUAGAAGAUGAUAUAGAACCYAUUGCUGAGAGAAACUUACUCAAAACUUUUUUCAAAAAAGAUGGAAACACUUGCUUUUAUGGCGUCUGUCUUUAUUGUAAGAAGUCAGAGCCAGCUUGUGCCAACAAGACAAUAAUGGAGGGCUCUGUUACAGUCUGGCUUCCUCAGGAAUGGGCAUUAACAAAAUGGCGACAUCCGUGGCAAAGAACAUACAGAAAUGGAAGGAAGGCAAAGUGGGAGGUAGAUAAUAAUUACUGCAAGAAAGUCGUUACUAAACAUCCAUACGAUGAAGGACCAAGACUUCUUGAUAUAAUAGAUACAGCUAUAUUUGACUUCCUUAUAGGUAACGCUGACAGACAUCAUUAUGAAGUCCUGAAGAAAGGAGAUGAACAAGGUGUGCUAGUCCACCUUGACAAUGCUAAAAGCUUUGGAAAUCCAAAUGAAGACGAAAUUACUAUAUUAGCACCUCUUUAUCAAUGUUGCAGGGUGCGCCGUUCAACAUGGGACCGACUGUACGAAAUAGCCAAUAAUGAAUCCAAGAAACUUAGCGAAAUGCUGAAAGCUUCAACAGACUUAGACGCCUUAUCGCCAAUUCUAACUGACGCUCACUUGGAAGCUGUGGACCGCAGGCUUUCAACUGUCAUGAAUAUUGGCAAAAAAUGUAUCGAUAAAAAUGGAAAGACUCGUGUACUAAAAGACGAUUCGACUUAGACUGUUGCCUUCUACUGCUACAAGACUUGGAUAUUUUAUAUUUCUGAAGCGUAAAGAAAAGCCAUAGAAAUUUCAAGUAAAGAAAACUUAACUUAUUGUUGUCAAAAUCCUGAAAGAAACAGAUUUUAAACGUUCCGCCACGCUUGCUGUAAAU
This is a messenger RNA of Exaiptasia diaphana, 1641 nucleotides long. RefSeq names its product glycosaminoglycan xylosylkinase. NCBI's taxonomy places the organism in Eukaryota, Metazoa, Cnidaria, Anthozoa, Actiniaria, Aiptasiidae. Bases 36 to 1487 code for a protein of 483 amino acids. Gene Ontology annotation, molecular function: phosphotransferase activity, alcohol group as acceptor. Gene Ontology annotation, biological process: protein phosphorylation. Gene Ontology annotation, cellular component: Golgi apparatus. The record is from RefSeq and is a predicted model, not a curated record. The transcript has 8 exons.